Molecule: messenger RNA, 1352 nt
Organism: Lathyrus oleraceus (garden pea)
Lineage: Eukaryota; Viridiplantae; Streptophyta; Magnoliopsida; Fabales; Fabaceae
Product: transcription factor HEC2
Exons: 1
Coding region: 482-1198 (238 amino acids)
Biological process (GO): regulation of DNA-templated transcription
Molecular function (GO): DNA-binding transcription factor activity; protein dimerization activity
Source: RefSeq, a predicted model, not a curated record
UUUUCAUACAUCAUUUUUAUACAUUAUAUCUCUUUCAAAUUAAUCAGAGGUCUGAGUUCGAACAGUGUUACACAUGAAUAGGUUAUAGGUUCAAACCCAACCUUAAACAUACAACAGUAUUAAAUUCUCUUAAGUAUAUCUGGUUUCUAUUGGAAUAUAUCAAUAUUUAACUCUUACUUUGAUAAAAUUACUAUUAUCUUUCUAUUCAUAUUUUUUCUUAAAUAUUUAAUAUUAAUCACUCUAAAGUUGCUAUAAAAAGGCCAUCCGUUACCCUAGUUGAAUUGCGUUGUUGUUGUUGUUGUUGGUAGGUUACAAAGAUAUUACAAACCUGUGCACACCGCACUUUCUCCAUCCCCUUACUGCAAAUAUUCUACUUUCACACUUGUUCCCAUACUCUGCUACUUUCACUUUUCUCACCUCAGCCUCUAUUUUUCUGUACUUUCGUUCCUUCUUCCAUUCCUCUUUGUCUCUAUAAACAUUCAUGGAUGAGGACAUUCUCAACACUUUUGAAAGUGAUGAGAGCAGCAUGGACAUGAUGGCAAUGAUGAUGCAAAUGGAAAAGUUUCCUGAACUCCACCAGCCUUUUUAUAACAACAAUCACAAUCAUACUAUCAAUCUUAACAACGCACAUAACGAGUUCCCUUAUGGAACUUAUCCGCAACCACCACUCUCUUAUCCUCACCACCCAAUGACACCGUCUCUUCAACACAACGGAGUUCAAAUUCCAUCCGGGAGAAUCAACAAUGCUUCGUUCUCGUCGUACUCCGAUAAGAAGAACUCAAUGGCGGCCAUGAGAGAGAUGAUAUUCCGUAUGGCCGUUAUGCAGCCGGUUAAUAUAGACCCGGAAACAAUCAAGCCACCAAAGAGAAAGAACGUGAAGAUUUCAAAGGAUCCACAAAGUGUAGCAGCCAGACACAGAAGAGAAAGGAUUAGCCAGAGAAUAAGAAUCUUGCAGAGAUUAGUCCCCGGUGGAACUAAAAUGGAUACCGCUUCAAUGUUAGAUGAAGCAAUACAUUAUGUGAAGUUCUUGAAGAAACAAGUUCAAACGUUGGAACAAGUUGGAGCAAACAGACCUUUGAAUGUUGUUGGAUUCCCAGGAACGAUUUCUAAUGGAAAUGUUAACUACUCAUCUUUUCUGAGAGGUUGUUCAUCACCUUGUCAAAUGGUGGGUCCCACUUCCAAACAAAUGCUUAGUUGAUAAAGGAUAGAGAGAAAUUUGAUUUUUCUUGAUAUAUGUCCAAUAUAUAUUUGAAAUAUUUAUGCAUAUUAUUGUUGGAUAUGGUUUUAAGGUUAAUGUUGGAAUAUUGUAAGCAAGAGUUAUAAGCUAAUAAUGAAUAUGUUUUUAUUGCUCA